AUGGUAAGUAAUCUGAACAUUUCUAUACCUGCAUCGUUUAAUUUUUCAAAACCUGAAGACUGGUCUAAAUGGAUACGACGGUUUGAAAGGUUUCGCCUCGCAUCUGGCCUCGCCGAAGAAGAGCCCGAGAGGCAAGUCAACACACUUGUGUAUUUGAUGGGAGAUGAAGCAGAUGAUAUUAUGAUUGGAUUUGGACUAACUAAUGAUGAAAAGAAAGACUACACAACAGUUAAAGGUAGAUUUGAUACGCACUUUGUCGCUCGACGAAAGCCGAUUUUUGAACAUGUGAAAUUUAACAAACGUUCGCAGCAGCAAGGUGAAAAUGUCGAAUCGUUCAUUACUGCAUUGUACGUUUUAGUAGAACAUUGUGACUAUGGUCAAUUACGAGACCAAAUGAUCAGAGAUCGUAUCGUAGUAGGUGUAAAAGACGAUGCUCUAUCGCUCAAAAUGCAGCUUGAUGACACUCUUACUCUGAAAAAAGCCACAGAUAUGUCCAGGCAAUCCGAAUCUGUAAAAAGGGAGCAAGCCCAGCUACGUAGCGGUUACGAAGAAGAUACUUCAGUAUCAACGCUCCACACCAAACGCAAUCAACCCGAUCGACAGCACGCUCCGUAUCGUCACUCCGGAACUCAGCAUCAAACUGUACGUAAAACUCAACGCAGUACUAGUGGUUCAUGUAGUAGCUGCGGAAAGGAUCCAGCACACACCUGGAAUAAGGGUGUAUGCCUGGCUAAAAAUUCGUUGUGCAGUUAUUGUGAAAAGCCAGGGCAGUGGAUUGCUGUCUGUCGUCGCCGUGCGCAGGUGAACACCGUUCAGGCUGAGAACGAGCAGUUCACAGACACAGAGGAAGUGCUAAAUAUCUAUGCAAUGGAUAGUGUUGAACAACGUUGUAAGGAAAAAUGGCUACAAAAGCUACGCAUUCUAGAUCGUGACAUUGAGUUUCGUAUCGAUAUAGGUGCACGUUGUAACAUUCUAACUCUGUCAGAUUAUCAGCUACUCGCACACAGUGGUGAGCUGCAGAAAUCAAAUCGGAUUCUGCGUACCUAUUCAAAUCACAGAAUAAUUCCAACCACGUCAGUUGAAUUGCCAAUCACACACAAAGAAUGUCAUGUCUCUACUAAGUUUGAGGUCGUGGACAUUGACCAAGAAAACAUUCUCUCCGGAGAAGUGGCCGAGGAAAUUGGUCUGAUAGCUCGUCUGAAUCAUGUUGACACUAACAAAGAUACUGCCCCACAGGAAGAAUUCCCCGAGCUUGUCCGCACUACUGGUACAUUACCCGGUAAAUACAAGAUUAAACUGCAGCCUGGUGCGAAAGGUGUUGUUCACGCUGCACGUCGCCAACCUGCUGCUCUGAAAGCAAAAAUAGUGGAUAAACUCAAUGAAAUGACCAAUAAUGGGUACAUUACCCGAGUAGACCAACCGACAGAGUGGGUUAGCUCUAUGGGUGCUGUCGUGCGCAGUGAUAAGGUCUGUAUAUGCAUCGACCCCAGUGACCUAAAUAAAGUCAUGCUCCGCGAGCACCAUCCAAUGAAAACGGUCGAAGAAGUAGUCUCCGAAAUUGCAAGCGCACAAGUGUUUUCUGUUCUCAAUGCAAAAUCUGGUUUUCUGCAAAUCUGUCUUGAUGAAGAGUCAUCAUUUCUCACAACAUUUAAUACGCCUGUUGGUCGCUACCGUUGGUUGAGACUACCGUUUGGCAUCAAGUCGGCGUCAGAGAUUUUUCAGCGUAUUAUGGACCAAAUGCUUGAGGGCAUUUCAGGUGCUACAGCAGUGAUGGAUGACAUCCUUGUAGCCGCGCGCACUGUUGAAGAACACGAUAUCAUCCUGUGGAAGACCCUCGCUGUGAAAGACAAAGAAGGUGUCCGUCGUUUUAUAGGGUUUGUCACGUAUCUCGCAAAAUUCAUCCCGAACCUCAGCGAGGAGGACGUUCCGUUACGACAACUGCUGAAAAAUGACAUCCUGUUUCAAUGGCAGCCCGCGCAACAAUGUGCAUUUGACAGGUUGAAACAACUCUGCUGCGAGCCACCCGUACUUGGAUACUUUGACGUUAAUAAACCUGUGCAAAUACAAGCGGAUGCCAGCCAAUUUGGUCUUGGUGCUGUGCUCCUACAGGAUGACCGACCAAUCGCAUACACGUCCCGGUCACUCACUGAUGCUGAGUGCAGAUAUGCUCAGAUAGAAAAAGAAAUGUUAUCAAUAGUGCAUGGAUGCGUUAAGUUUCAUAAUUACAUCCUUGGCAAAGACGUCACUGUCCAAUUGUAUAACCCCACGAUUAAAUAUCAACCUGGCAAGCAGAUAGAGCUUGCAGACACACUGUCUCGCUCUACACUAGCUGACUGUACAAGUGAAGUUGAGACUACGCCUGUGUCAAUGCUCGAUUUCCUAGCCAUUUCAAGUGAGAAGCUUAUCCAGCUCCAAAACUGUACGAAGGAAGAGCUCCGCAACCUCAUAGAGACUAUCAACUCAGGAUGGCCUGACACUCGUGCACAGCUUCCGAUAUCUCUCCGACCCUACUGGGAUGUGCGUAGUGAAAUCGUGGUGUCAGACGGACUAAUAUUUCGUGGCAUGCGAGUUGUAGUACCACCGUCACUCCGUCCGCGCAUGCUACAGCUAGUCCACGAGUCGCAUUUGAGCAUUGUAAAAUGCAAACAACGCGCACGCGAAGUACUGUAUUGGCCUUGUAUGAAUGCUGACAUUGAGGAAACCGUGAAAAACUCUGCUCGAUGCGCAGAGUUCCAGAACAAACCAGCACCACAGCCACUCAUGCCAACUAAACCACCAGAACUCCCCUACCAGGAAGUUGGCACAGAUCUGCUGUAUUACAACGGCAAACACUACAUACUGACAAUCCUGAGAGGUGACAACGGACUGCAAUAUAAAUCAGCCGAGUUUCGAAAAUUCUGUGCAAGCUAUGGUAUUGAUCACCAGCCUUCAAGCCCUCACCUGUCUAGAUCAAAUGGUGAGGCUGUACAGACUGUUAAAAGACUAUGGCGUAAGAAUAACGACCAAUAUCUAGCACUGCUUGACUAUAGGACCACACCACUCGAUGGCAUCGAUCUAUCGCCCGCUCAGCUGCUGAUGGGCAGGCGACCCCGCAACAAACUGCCUACCACCCGUUCGAUGCUCCAACCAACUAGUUACAACCGACAUGAGGUGAAUCGUCGUUUAGUGUUCGCAAAAGUGAGGCAGAAAUAUUACUACGAUCACUCAGGCACUCGCGAGCUGCCUCCUCUGCACCCUGGUGAACAUGUCAGGAUAGCUCCUCUACCAGGCACCAAAGAGUGGAUACCUGGAGUGGUCGAGAGUCACCAUUCUACGCCCCGCUCCUACGUUGUGCAGAGCACAGAUGGUAGUAGAUACCGUCGUAACCGUCAACAUCUACGGCAGUCGACUGAAGCAGCCAAUCAUCAACCACCCAUGAUCAACGACAUUCCAUUAGAUGUCAGCGAGGAACCACAUGUCGUGGCUGAAACACCACCUCCCAGCACUACACCAGCUGUGCGACUUAACUCGCCACCCCAAAGUGGUCGUGUGGCCAAACCACCUAUGCAACCACCGCCGAAUGCUCCAUAUGUUACAACUCGAGGUCGUGUUGUCAAACCACCUGUGCGGCUGGACAUGUAG
Molecule: messenger RNA, 3621 nt
Organism: Gigantopelta aegis
Lineage: Eukaryota; Metazoa; Mollusca; Gastropoda; Neomphalida; Peltospiridae
Exons: 3
Coding region: 1-3621 (1206 amino acids)
Molecular function (GO): nucleic acid binding
Source: RefSeq, a predicted model, not a curated record